Molecule: messenger RNA, 564 nt
Organism: Spirometra erinaceieuropaei
Lineage: Eukaryota; Metazoa; Platyhelminthes; Cestoda; Diphyllobothriidea; Diphyllobothriidae
Source: the annotation of a GenBank genome assembly
AUGAAUUUUUUCUCGCGUGUCUCCACAAGCACUGUCCACGAACUUCUCUUCGCCAAUGACUGUGCCCUCAAUGCAACUACUGAAGGAGACAUGCAAAGGAGCACUGAUCUCUUCUCCGUCAUCCGCGAGAACUUCGGCCUUCUCAUCAACACGGAGAAGACGGUGGUCAUGCACCAACCGCCACCCAACACAGCCCAUCGCAAUGCGCCGCAAAUCAGCGUGAACGGAACCCAACUGCAAGUGGUGGAGAACUUCCCGUACCUGGGCAGUACUCUCUCCUGUAGUACCAAAAUCGAUGACGAAGUUGCCCACAGGAUUUCGAAAGUCAGUCAAGCCUUCGGUCGCCUUCAAAGCACAGGUUGGACUCGUCAUGAUCUCCAGCUCAGCACGAAGCUGGAGAUGUACAAGGCCAGCAUCCUCUCGACGCUGCUGUACGGAGCAGAGACUUGGACAGUGUACACAAAGCAGGCACGCCGACUCAACCACUCCCACCUCAGUCGUUUUCGUCGCAUCGUGCUGCCGAGUUGGCAGAAUCGAAUCCCGACACUGAUGUACUGGAACUGA